This is a messenger RNA of Tympanuchus pallidicinctus (lesser prairie-chicken), 4620 nucleotides long. RefSeq names its product spermatogenesis associated 2 (gene SPATA2). NCBI's taxonomy places the organism in Eukaryota, Metazoa, Chordata, Aves, Galliformes, Phasianidae. Gene Ontology annotation, cellular component: cytoplasm. The transcript is spliced from 3 exons. Bases 532 to 2103 code for a protein of 523 amino acids. Gene Ontology annotation, biological process: protein K63-linked deubiquitination; regulation of tumor necrosis factor-mediated signaling pathway; protein linear deubiquitination. The record is from RefSeq and is a predicted model, not a curated record.
GCCCUCCACCAUCUACUUCCGGGGCGCCGCUGUCAGCUGCCUCCUGCCGCUCACAGUGUCCGCAGCUCGCGGGUCGUGCCCUGAGGCUGGAGGUGCCCGCACCUCUGCUGGUAAGCCCUUCCUGGGGCUGUUUGCCGCUGGGACGGUGUAGGCGCGGUGUCUAGUGGGCUCCUCACCUGCAUCCGGGUCACCGGAUGCUUCCGGCUGAGCGACGGUGGGCCGCAGAGCGGUGAGGGGCAGGCGCGGCCCGCGGAAUGCGGUGCCGUGACCUUCAGCGGUAGGAGGCGGUCCCGCGGGGCUGCCGAGGGUUCGGUGCCAGGCUAGGGCCGCGCCCGCCCGUGAGGGCGGCGGUCCGACAGUGCUGGGCCGCUCUGUUCUCCGCGGCUGCCCUCGGUGUCCUGGCUGGAGGAAGGUUUGCAUCAGAAGAGUUGCCAUUUCCGAAGAUUCUUAAUACCAGAUUAUCAACCAACUGCCCAAUAACCAUGAAAGAGACAAAGUAGCUUCCCAGGCCUGAGACAAAAACUGAUUUCAAUGGAUACAAAAUAUAAAGACGAUUUAUUUAGAAAGUAUGUACAGUUCCAUGAAUGCAAACUGAGUGUCUCUGACAGCAAACAGCCUCCUAUUAAUGAUGAAUAUUUGCGAGUGGCAGCAUCAGCCUUAUUUUGCCUUCCCAAAAUUGAUCCCUUUUAUAGAUUCCGGUUGAUAAAAUUUUAUGAGAUGGCUGAAAACUCACUGAGAUCUCUGAAAUCCUCAAGUUUACAUUCUCUGCAUAAUGCAUUCAGCAUGCUUGAGACUCUUGGAAUUAAUCUCUUUCUAUAUCCCUGGAAGAAGGAGUUCAAACAUAUUAAGACCUACACGGGACCCUUUGUAUAUUAUGUAAAGUCUGCCCUCACUGAAGAUGAUGUAAGGCAGAUUCUGAACUACAUGGGCUAUGUCCAAGAAGUGGGAACAAUGUAUAAGCUCAAAGAGCAGAUUGAUGCUAUUCAAGUGAAAAUGGUUUCAUUUGAACUCUUUUUGGCCAAAGUGGAAUGUGAGCAGCUUCUUGAAAUUCAUUUGCAAGUGAAAGAUAAAGGCUAUUUGGAGAUCGAUGUCAUAAAUGAACGAAAAAAUAGCAACGAAGAUACUAGAGGCUGCUCAGAAGCUAUGAAACGGCGGGCAGAAUGUAAAGAAAGCUUAAAUACUUCCAUGGCACGAAUGGUACUUCAGAAAUCAGCAAGUGAACGGGCCUCUAAGGAUUAUUUCAAGCCAAAAGUGAGCAAGGCUUCUAAAUCAGUAGACACAUAUGACAGUUAUUGGGAAAAUAAGAAACCACCAUUGAUGAGCUCAUUGAGUCUCAGGAAAGAGCCAAUCUUAGUUGAUGUGGAAGAUGACAUCAAAGAUGAAAUUAUUCGUCCAUCACCCUCUCUUCUGACAAUGUCAAGCUCACCACAUGCAUGUUCAGAUGAAUUCUUGCCAACUUCAUCUCAUCCUAAUGGCAUGUUGAGAACAAAUGUCCCUUACAGCUCCUAUUUUUCUGCUCAAGAGGAUUUAGAUAUCUAUACUGAUCCUGAUACUAGAAGUAUGUUAAAUUUUAAAAGGCAGGAAGCUAUUAAGCCUGAUGUGUGGCUGUUAAAAAAUGAUGCCAACCCUGUUUACCACAAACGCGCCCACCUAGCCAAAGAGACAGCUUCCCUCAAGUGCCAAAACUGUGGUGUACCUUGUGGGGCUUCUGUUUGCCAAAAGUGUGACAAUCUGUUCAACUCCAGGCAGGACUACCCGGUAGUGAAACAGAGCACCUAUUCCAUCAAACCACUUCCAAAUGAUGGCUUAUCUCCUGCCUCUGCUUUAAGAGAGAAACCUCAGUACACAUCACAGACUCAAAGUCAAGAGAGAGCUUCUCAAUUCAGUUCAAAAUCGAAACCUGCGAGCACCUCACGCUGCGGCUUUUGUAACCGAUCUGGAGCUGCAAAUACUUGCAUGUUUUGUUCAAAAGUCUCAUGUGACACUUGCCUCAAUGCUUACUACUAUGAUCCCUGCUGUAGGAAAAGCGAGCUUCACAGAUUCAUGCCUAACAAUCAGUUAAACUAUAAAUCAACCCAACUGUCCCAUGUUGUUUAUAGGUAGAUUUGAUUGGUCCAUUUUGGGGGGAAGGGAAAGGGCUACUUAAUGUUCUGAUGCCACUGAUGAGAAGUAAAACACUGACCUCUUACAAAAUUGACAUGCCCAAAUAUUUGGAACGUGGUUCAGUGAUCAGGUGCCAGUUCUUGAUUUUUGUGGCUUAAUAAAUGCUGCAGAUAUAUGAUUUCAUGCUGCUAUUAUUUAGGUAACUCCUAAAUCAUAAUUAAUUCUCAAUUUAAGUGAGGGAGAACAGCACUUUUAAAAAAAAAAUCUUGGCAGCUCUUGCAUUAUGGAAAAGUGACAUCACGCAUUUCGCACCAUUUUAGUCUUCUCUUUGCCCAAAUGAAGCUACGUGAGGCUCUGAGAAUUAAGAUUCACAUUUUCUGUGGGUGUAAAACUACUGCCGUUUUUUGGUAAAGUAUGACUCUCAAAUGUGCAAGAAACAUGUGAAUAGCUUGUUUUGCCAACAAGGACUAUUUUUCGAAACACCUGCCUUUUGUUGAUCUCCAAAAUCAAACUCCACAGCAUCUCUUAUCUUCGUUUCUUCCUUCUCUCCUUAUGUCCCAGUUGUUUAUCUUGAACUUAUAUAAUCUGAAUCUGAACAAUAUGUGCUUUAUUUUCUCGUGUUGCCAAUAUCAUCCUGCUUCUUUUUUUACUGUUCCACAUUUUAAAAAGGUGAACUUGUAUUUGUGUCACUUAAAUUUUGCCUAGUGUUGUCCUUCCUGAUGAGUACUCUUACUUUCUGUUGCACAUAUAUUACGUACAGUUCUUUGUACUGUAAACAGGUAAUUUGGAAACAGUUUAUUUUUAAUAAAUAUUUAAUAUGUUGAGUUCUUAAAGGUGGUAAAAUCAUUAUAACUACUAAGUCUCUCUGGGUUAUUUGUUCAGGUGACUUUUUGUUUCUACCUGUACUGUAUUUCAUAGCUUGUUGUAGUUGCUGUGGCAGGCUGACAUUAUUUACUCUGAUCAGUUUUUUUAAAUCCAGCUUUUCUUUUUUCUUCUGCGAAGGCUACCACUAAUUUAGGUGGAGUCCUGUCUAAAAACUGCAAGAUUUUGGUUCUCAGUGCACGCUUUUUCUUUGUGGUUAUAGGAACUGUAAGUAUAAAUCUUACACUUGCGUCCAAAUUCACUGCAGAGUUUGUAGUGUAGUCAGCAGGUAAAGCGCUGGCCUGAUGAAAAAUCAGAGCUCAUGUGUGUAUCCUGUGUUUACUAUUAAAGUAAACCUAACAGUUACGGAUGUGAAUCUGGUAAAUGAUAUUCAUCUGUGUUACUGUAACACAUAGGAACCCUUGUGCUAGGCUCUGUACGGUUUUGCCCCCAAGCAACACCCAGUUAUUAGUAGGCUGUAGGGCCUCUUUGUUUCUUUUUGCAUAGAGGAGAUUCCUCAAUAAUCUUCCUAACUUCUUAUAUUCAGACUAGCUAGUUAGAACAAAAUAUCAGGCAAACCAAUCUGAUGUGCAAAGUUAAAUGUCUUUAAAAUAUCUGUUAAAAAAACAAAACAAAAAACCUCUAGCUGAAUUGUAAACUAUGUAGUCCACUUUGUACUAAAGUUAUUCACUUAGGGUUUUUUUAAACACUGUUUGAGUCUGGGCUUUGAAAUGUAAAUGUUGACCCCUGUGUGACAGAGGUGUGCAUGAAAGAUCAUUUUUCUUAAUUUCUGGGGGGAGUGGGUAGAGGACUUGAGGUGUAGGUGUAGGAGGAGGCAUAUAGGCUAAUAAUGUAAAAUAGCUGAAAUAAUGUUAGCUGUUAAUGUUAGUAAAUGGGUCUCAGAAGUAUUAUGAAAAUAGAGUGAAACUUGAGUCUUGCAGAGGGCUGAGAACAAUAAGUUACUGUACAGCUUGCACUAAGAGACAAGAUGAGUGGUAUGUAUUUAGCAGUCGGGAAUUUCGGAAUCAAGCAACUGCAACUGAAUAUUAUGUUAUAGGCAAGUAUUGCCUUUCUGACCCUGAAGGUUGGGGUAAACGUUGUUUAGGUGAAUGAUUUUAAGGUUUUCAGAAUCUCAUAUGUUUUUUAUAAAUGUAUAUAUGCAUAUAAAUAUAACAAAUGUAGAUACAUUGUGUAUAUAAGGAGGGAUUUAAAAACAAUUUUACUAUUAAAAUACAGUCUAAAGGUUGUUUUCAGUGAUUAUUUUGGUUUUGUUCACCUUCUGAAAUGUCAUGCCUGUAUGGCUGUUGCACAGUGUAUCUUCUAGUUUGCUGGUUCAAUUUCCAUAUGGCUACUCUAAAACUGUGAUGCCACGUAAUUCUUACGGUGAAUACAGCAGGGACAAUACUUGCUUUGAGAUAGAAAAGUUCUCUCUCUAUAUAUAUAUGUCAUGGAAUACUAUAGUACAAAACUGUGUUGAAGUGAUACCAUGCUCUAUUUUUGUGUACCUUACUGUAUGAGGUUGCCGUGAUUGAUACAGUAAAAUAUAUGCUAAUUGAAAAUGCAGGUGUUUUGCAUCUGAUUUGUUAAAACUAAUUUAUGUUCAAAGGAAUUGAAAAAUAAAGAGGCCUUUAAGAAAAGGCUUAACUCUUUUCUUAA